GGACGGGCUGACGUCGGGGCGGGGCGGGGGCGGCGCGGCGGGGGGCGCGCGCAGAGAGGCGGCGUGCGGCGGGCACCGCCACCGCCCCGGCCCGCUCCGCUCCCCGGCCGCCGCUCCGCCGCCAUGCCCGGCUCCAUCUACCAGCCCGAGGGCGGGCAGCCCCCUCGCGGCCCGCCGCGCUGCCUGGCGCUGCUCAGCCCGCCGCCGCCCGCCGGCCAGGAGCCGCCGCCACCGGAGCCCGAGCGGGAGGGGCCGCCGGCGCAGGACGAAGCCGCCGCCCUGAGGUUCGCCCUGGACCAGUUCUCGCUGCUGGGGCUGGAGGAGGCGGGCGAGCGCGGGCUGAGGGCGGCGGAGGCGGGCGGCGCGGGGCCGGAGGAACCGGAGGCGGUGGCAGGAGGAGCGGGGCCGGGCGGCCUGCAGGCGCGGGAGCGCGGCGGCGGCUCCCCCCCGGCUCCCGGCACCGCCUCCCCCCCGGCCGCCUUCGGGAACUUCGCCCCGCACCUGGCGCCGCCCGCCGCGCUGCUGGCAGAGCCGCUGGGCAGCAGGAAGAAGAGCGUGAACAUGACCGAGUGCGUGCCCGUGCCCAGCUCCGAGCACGUCGCCGAGAUCGUGGGCCGGCAAGGCUGCAAAAUCAAAGCCCUUCGUGCCAAGACCAACACCUACAUCAAGACGCCGGUCAGGGGCGAGGAGCCUGUUUUCAUUGUGACUGGGAGGAAGGAGGAUGUGGAGAUGGCGAAAAGGGAGAUCCUCUCGGCCGCUGAGCACUUUUCCAUGAUCCGAGCGACACGCAACAAAGUGAAUGGGCUGACGGGAGCGAUGCAGGGACCCCCUAACCUGCCGGGACAGACCACCAUCCAGGUCAGGGUCCCAUACCGUGUGGUGGGGCUGGUGGUGGGGCCCAAAGGAGCCACCAUCAAGCGGAUCCAGCAGCAGACACAUACCUACAUUGUGACACCCAGCCGGGACAAGGAGCCCGUCUUCGAGGUGACGGGCAUGCCCGAGAACGUGGACCGGGCGAGGGAGGAGAUCGAGGCGCACAUCACCAUGCGGACAGGCUCCUUCAUUGAUGUCAACGCCGACAACGACUUCCACUCCAACGGCACUGACGUCUGCCUGGACCUGCAGGGCAGCACGGGUGGCCUGUGGGCCAAAGCCCCCCACCCUGCCCGCCGCCCCUCGGCCGCCCUGCGCAAUGACAGCCUCAGCUCCUUGGGCAGCACCUCGACUGAGUCCUUCUACAGCGGGCGGGUGGCGGAUGCCAGCCCCACCAGCCCCUACAGCACCAGCUCCAGCUUCACCUUCAGCGAGCCCCCGGCCCCGCUGGGCUCUGAGGAGUGUGACUUUGGCUUCGACUUCUUGGCCCUCGACCUCACAACACCCACUACCACCAUCUGGUCACCCUUCGAACGCUCGGGCAACCCCUUGCAAGCCUUCAGCAGCUGCUCCUCCAUCAACGGUUCGCAGAGACGCAACAGCAGCACGGCCACGCCACGCCACUCGCCCACCCUCCCUGAGAGUGGUGGGGGGGGAGCCCUGGAGCACCCCUUAGCUCGCCGCAUCCAGAGCGACCCUGUCAGCACCUUGUCCUGGCUGCCCACCCAGGGCUCCUUGUCCUCCUUCUCCAACAGCACCGGCUACUCCUCCUCCUCCUCCCUGCCUGGCAGCAUCUCCGCCACCUCGGGCUCGCCCACCGAUUCCAGCAGCUCGGAUGGGCCCCGCAAGAGCUCCCGGGAGUGCAUGGUGUGUUUCGAGAGCGAGGUGAUCGCCGCCCUGGUGCCCUGUGGCCACAACCUCUUCUGCAUGGAAUGCGCCAUGCGCAUCUGCGGCAAAGCCGAGCCCGAGUGCCCCGCAUGCCACACUCCCGCCACGCAAGCCAUCCACAUCUUCUCUUAGCCAGGCCGCGGCUUGCCGGGGCUGCCAGCCCUCCCCUUCCACCCCAACACUUAUUUUUAAGGACUCGGAAAACUGUUUAAAUCAACCUUUUUAUUUAAUAACGGAUCCAGUGGGCGCAGGGGGUGGGGGGGGGAAGGAGAGGCUGCUGUGUGCUGACUGGAGAGGAUGGCGGGGCGGGGGGUGGCCAAAAAAUCGGGGGUCGGGAGGGGUGGGGGAGGGGGCUGAUGAAGAUGAGGAGGAAGAGGGUGUGAAACUGCAGAGAGGAGGCAUCUCCGAUGUUUACAGAAUAGCUUUAACUCUUCACCUGGCUGUGGCCGCUAGGGGGAGGAAGCCCAGCUGUUCUUCAACAGUCCUUCCCAAAAUAACAGUAUUCAGUUUGCAAAGUUAAAUAAACAGAAAGAAAAGGUC
Columba livia (rock pigeon) is the source of this 2301-nucleotide messenger RNA. It is a transcript of the gene MEX3D, whose product is annotated as mex-3 RNA binding family member D. The transcript is spliced from 2 exons. Gene Ontology annotation, molecular function: RNA binding. Bases 124 to 1893 code for a protein of 589 amino acids. NCBI's taxonomy places the organism in Eukaryota, Metazoa, Chordata, Aves, Columbiformes, Columbidae. The record is from RefSeq and is a predicted model, not a curated record.